Prorocentrum cordatum is the source of this 1580-nucleotide messenger RNA. The record is from the annotation of a GenBank genome assembly. Lineage: Eukaryota; Dinophyceae; Prorocentrales; Prorocentraceae.
GAAAUAUGCAUAGGAUAGCGACGAGGCAGCCUUAACCAGCGGCUGCUUUUGGAUGCGGCCGUGCCAUGUACCUGAAGCGGUGACGGCUGCUGAAAUGCCCCACGCGUUAAACUGACAUGGCGCAGAUGCCAUACAGGCUCUUCCGCCGUCGGCCGCCGCCCGCCGCCCUCCCGAGGGACGCCGGCGGCGUGAAGGCCCAUCUGGGCCGGGCGCAGCUGCUGCUGCGCGCCUGCGGCGACGCGGCGUCCGAGGCGGGCCUGCGCGGGCGCUGGGACGCGGCGCGGGUCAAGGGGCUGGUCGCGGCUGCUGGGCCCGACGAUGGUGUGAGGCGCGCCGCGGCCGCAGUGGAGGAGCUGCUGCAGGCCGUCGUCGCCACCAGACGCGCUGACAAGCUCGAGAGGCUGGCUGCAGAGGAGCCGGCGGCAGGGCCGAAGCCGAUCCCUCGGGCCAUCGAGAGCGGGGACGCCAUGGGUGCCCCCACGGGAGCGGACGCGGCCGGCCCCGUGGCAGCGGGCGGGGCGCGCGCGGCGCCGGGUCGGCUCGCGAGGCUGCGGGCCAGGCGCGGCUUCUGCGCGUGCUGCAAGCGCCCGCUGCACCUGUCGCUCGCGGAGGCGCCGGCGCCGAAGCGGGCGCGCAGCGGCGACAGGUACGCGUACGUGGUGGCGCUGUGGGGCCCGAGCCCCGAGUACCUGCUCGGGGCGCUGGCCCUCGGCUGGUCGCUGCGCCGCCACGGCGCCGCCCACGACCUCGUGGCCCUGCACGCGGACGACCUGCCCGCCGGGGCCGUCGAGCUGCUGCGGCGCGGCGGCUGGGCGCCCCACCAGGUGCCACACGUGGAGGCGUGCGGCGCGUUGUUUCAGGAGUGGACGCGAAACGGGCGCUUCGCGCAGGUGUUCACCAAGAUCCGGGUGCUCGGGCUCGUGCAGUACCGAAAGGUCCUGCUGCUGGACGCCGACAUCAUCGUGAAUGCCAACAUCGAUGACCUGUUCGAUCUGCCUGCCCCUGCUGCCAUGGCAAGAGGUCCCCGCUGCGGCUACGCACAUGGUGAAAGGAUCGACGGUGAGUUCUUCUUCGGCGGCUCGCAGGGCGACGAGUGGUCCUGGGGCCAGACGGGCGGCAUCAACGCCGGAGUCAUGCUUCUGGAGCCAGACGAGCAGACCCUGGCCCAGUGCCUGCUCGAGAUCACGGACCCGCGGCACCCGGAGCACGUGCCCGGCAACGGCCCCGAGCAGGACUACCUCUCGCGCUUCUGGGCCGGGGAGUGGCGGCACCUGGACGUCUCGUACAACUUCCAGCUGCACCAGAUGUACUUUGCGCUGAGCCCGCUCGGCCUGUCGUCCGACCGGGCCAGGUUUCUGGACGGCACGGGGCCGGCCCGGAUCAAGGCCGUCCACUUCUCCGCCGACCCCAAGCCCUGGGCGCGCUACCUGGAUCCCGGCUACGCCGGGCUGGCCGACGACGCGUGGCUGGACGAGGUCCGGCGCAAGUUCAAGGGCUACCGGGCAUGGGUGCUGCAGGACCCGGGCGGCGUGCAGAAGGGGGAGCAGGGCCAGGAGUCGCGGGUUUCAGGAGCGAAAUAG